AGACAGCAGUGAUUUUCACUGCUUUGUGUGAUCCCUUGGGGAUCCCCAGGAAACACCGCGAAGCCUUGCUCUAUACAAUAAAUUUGGAUAAGACAAUGCAAGACUCUGCUGUGCCGAACAGAUAAUGAUAAUUGAACUCGUGCUUGCUUUGAUAUCACUCUGGCUUUUCUACGAACUUUACUGGAAGCGACGGAAUCUGCCACCAGGUCCUACACCAUUACCAUUUAUCGGAAAUCUUCAUACGCUGAUUCGACACGAACCAGGCUAUACUGCGUAUGAGAUGUGGAGACGAAAGUAUGGACCAGUUUAUACUUUUUGGAUGGGACCACAUCCUUUCGUAAUGAUUAGCGAUUAUCCCACACUAAAAGAGACCUUCGUCAAAGAUGGCGAUGCUUAUACGGGAAAAUUUCAACUCGAAGAGGUUACAACGAUUUAUAGAGGAGGAAACUACGGAAUCAUUGAGCUUUCGGGCGAACGAUGGCGUGAUCAGAGAAGAUUUGUUUUGCAUGUGCUGAAAGAUCUUGGUCUUGGCAAGAAUGGCAUGGAGCAGAGGGUGAGAAUAAAUCAUUGGCAAAAAUUAAAGAUCCUAAUGGAAGUAGAAGCCAUGACAGAUGUAUUGGAAGCACAGCAAGGCAAAGAAGUCAACAUACAGGAUGUUUUCGAUGUGGCUAUCGGUUCAGUGAUUAAUCAGCUUCUUUUUGGCUACCGAUUUGAUGAGAAGCACCUUGACGAGUUUCGGGAGCUGAAAACUCUCAUCUCAAAACAAAUGCGUGAUGGUGCACAUCCAGCAGUCAGCAUGUUUUUCCUCUACCCAUGGCUUGCAGCCUUCCCAUAUUUCAACACUGUAGCUAAAAUGAUGCUAAGCUAUCGCGACGCCUUCUUCUCAUUUUUCGAUAGACAAAUUGCUGAACAUAAGAAAGUUAUAAAUUAUGAUACGAACGAGGCCAACGACUAUGUGGAAGCUUUUUUGAAAGAACAACGACGAAGGGAGGCUGAAGGAGAUAAAGAAUCUUUCAGUCAUGUUCAACUAACAAAUGUUUGCUUGGAUAUGUGGUUUGCUGGCAUGGAAACAACAUCAAAUACCCUUUCCUGGGGUGCGGUCUAUCUUCUGAAUUAUCCGGAUGUUCAGGAUAAAAUGCAUGAAGAGCUGGACCGAGUGAUUGGAUCAAAUCGAGCGAUCACUAUGGCUGACAAGAAUAACUUACCAUAUGUUAACGCAGUUAUCAAUAUUUUUUCGUACUAUAAAACCGAAGAUAUUGCUUUUCAAAAAGCCAGUAGAUAG
Cylicocyclus nassatus is the source of this 1282-nucleotide messenger RNA. The record is from the annotation of a GenBank genome assembly. Lineage: Eukaryota; Metazoa; Nematoda; Chromadorea; Rhabditida; Strongylidae.